AUGAAUGCCGCCAGAUAUGAAGGCCACAAUGACCGCCAUGAGCGGAUCGAAUUCUUAGGCAGCAAGGAGAAACCCCAAUCCAAGCGGAAGCUCGGCGCUGUGAUCGGCGUUCUAUUGGCAGUCGUCAUCCUUGCUGCUGUCGUCGCUUUCCUAAUUUGGCUAUUUGUCUUUAAAGAUGCCGGAGAAGCCUCCAUCAGUCAGCAGCGUAAACCUUCAGUUCUCGUCUUUAGCGGGCAUAUGGAGAUGCCCGAUCUCAAAUACCAAGAGAAGCUGGAGGACACCAGCAGCCCAGAAUUUCAAGAACUGGCAGAAAAACUGGAGUCAGUUCUAGAGGAAAAUUUGAAGAAGGAUCCAUUGCUUGCUACUUACUACACCAAGUCUGUGGUCACAGCCUUCAGUGAGGGUGUGAUAGGUUACUAUUGGUCUCGGUUUGAUGUCCCAGUGGCUGACCGGGAGGUUGUGCCUGAGCUCUCUGAAGAGCUAGUGUCCGAGACCUUGGAGAGUGGAAUAAUGGAGCAGCAAAGAACAAGGAGCGGAAGUAAAAUCAAGAUCAGUGAAAUCACGGCGACAUUUACUGACCCUCGCAUGGCCAGGGAACCCCGAGCCAAUGAAUGUUUCUUCCGUCUGGAGGCUGGGGAAAUGAUGUCCUCGUUUUCAUCUCCGGGAUACCCCAGCGGCUACCCGCCAAAGUCCCGCUGUCAGUGGCAAAUCAGAACCUCGGCCACAAAUGUCAUCUCUGUCACGUUCCCUUUCUUCCAUGUGGAGGAUGAUUGCUCCGAUGACUUUGUCUCCAUUUAUGAUUCUUUGAGUCCUGAUGAUUCCCAGGCAAUCACAGAAAAGUGCGGCCACAGGCCUCCCUCCAACCCUCUCGAGGUAGUGUCGUCUGGAAACAUCAUGCUAAUCAACCUCAUUACUGACACUAUGACCCAGCGACCAGGCUUUCUGGCAAAUUACAAAGCCCUCCGUAAAUCCGAAGUGAAGACCUGUGGCGGCGUCCUCUCCGAGAGCUCAGGAGUCUUCACCUCCCCGCUCUACCCUAGCUUCUAUCCUCCUGCUGUGGAUUGCAAGUGGACUAUUAAGGUCGAAGCUGGGAAAAAAGUGCGUGUGAAGUUCAACCUGUUCCGCAUGAAAGAGCCUGGGGUGGACAUCUUUGAGUGUCACAAAGAUUAUGUGCAGGUUAUGGGCAAAAAGUAUUGUGGCGAACUCUCUUCUUUGGCCUUGACCAGCAACACUAAUACCUUAGAAGUGACCUUCCACUCUGACGAGUCAUACACAGACAAAGGCUUCAGCGCCGAAUAUGUUGCCUAUGAUCCUGGAAACCCUUGCCCCAACAUGUUUGCCUGCGCAUCUGGCAUUUGUAUUGCCAGAGAGCUCAAGUGUGAUGGCUGGAACGACUGCGGUGAUAUGAGCGACGAAAUGAAGUGCAAGUGUGACAAGGAGCAGUUUAAUUGCGGCAACGGUUUGUGCAAACCGAAACUGUGGGUUUGUGAUCGCGUUAAUGACUGUGGGGACGGCAGCGACGAGGAAAGUUGCAGUUGUGAGGAGAAUGAAUGGCGCUGUGGGGAUGGCACGUGUAUGCCGCAGGAUGUUGUGUGCGAUACCAAGACUGACUGCGAGGAUGGCAGUGACGAGGCCUCAUGUAAAACCUCCCCGGGUAUCUGCUCGGACUUCAGCUUCAAGUGCAAGAGUGGCGACUGCGUCAACAAGGUCAACGCCGAAUGCGACCGCGUCAACGACUGUGCAGAUGACUCGGAUGAGGCCGGCUGUAAUUGUGGCACCCGGCCAUUUAAACUAAAUCGAAUUGUUGGAGGCCAAAAUGCUGAGCUGGGUGAAUGGCCAUGGCAGGUUAGCCUGCACUUCCUGACAUCCGGGCACGUUUGUGGGGCUUCCAUCAUCUCCGAAAAGUGGCUCCUUUCAGCUUCCCACUGCUUUGUUACCCAUGACGCAGCAAACCACGUUGCAUCCAACUGGCAAACGUACAGCGGCAUGCAGGACCAGUUUAAGCAUGAAGAUGUUCAGCGCCGCCCUGUGAAGAGGAUCAUCAGCCACCCGGAUUACAACCAAAUGACCUUUGACUACGACAUUGCCCUGCUGGAGCUCAGCGAGCCUCUGGAAUUCAGUAAUACCAUCCAACCCAUCUGCCUACCCGCUCCCUCCCACGUCUUCCCUGCAGGCAUGUCCUGCUGGGUCACGGGUUGGGGCGCGCUCCGUGAAGGAGGUCAAAAGGCACAGCUCCUACAAAAGGCGUCGGUAAAAAUCAUCAAUGACUCUGUGUGCAAUGUCGUCACGGAAGGCCAGGUCACCUCACGGAUGCUCUGCAGCGGAUUCUUAUCUGGAGGAGUUGAUGCAUGCCAGGGAGACUCUGGAGGCCCCCUAGUCUGUUUUGAAGAGAGCGGGAAGUGGUUCCAGUCCGGAAUUGUGAGCUGGGGUGAGGGCUGCGCUCGCCGCAACAAGCCCGGUGUCUACACUCGCGUCACCAAGCUGAGAGAAUGGAUCAAAAAGGAAACUGGUGUAUGA
Messenger RNA from Nerophis lumbriciformis (worm pipefish), 2517 nucleotides. The record is from RefSeq and is a predicted model, not a curated record. Lineage: Eukaryota; Metazoa; Chordata; Actinopteri; Syngnathiformes; Syngnathidae.